UACUUCUCCUUAUUCUUACUUCUCUCUCUCUCCGACUCUCUGUCAUUCCCUUUGCCCACUUACAGACCAAAUGCCUUAACACCUUAUUCACUACUAUAAUCUUUGCCCUAACCCUUCAUCCUUUAUAUAAAACUUAACACUAUCACUCUCAUUACAAUAUCUUACUAAAUAGAAAGAAAAGAAAAUCUCAAGAGAACAAAAGAAAUGGAAGCAACAAAAGAUUUGGAGAAAUCUAGAUUCAAGAGGGUUUGUGUUUUUUGUGGGAGUAGUACUGGUAAGAGGAUUUGCUAUAGAGAUGCUGCCAUUGAAUUAGCUCAAGAACUUGUUUCAAGAGGUUUGGACCUUGUUUAUGGUGGUGGGAGUAUUGGGCUUAUGGGUUUGGUUUCUCAAGCUGUUCAUAAAGGUGGAAGAAAAGUUAUUGGGAUAAUCCCAAGAACCUUGAUGAGCAAAGAGUUAACUGGUGAAACAGUUGGUGAGGUUAAGCCAGUGGCCGACAUGCACCAAAGAAAAGCAGAAAUGGCCCGCCAUUCUGACUGUUUUAUAGCCCUCCCAGGAGGUUAUGGAACUUUAGAAGAGUUAUUGGAAGUUAUCACUUGGGCUCAACUUGGCAUUCACAAUAAGCCAGUGGGAUUGCUGAAUGUUGAUGGUUACUAUAACUCUCUUUUAACUUUUAUUGACAAAGCUGUGGAUGAUGGGUUCAUAAAGUCAUCACAAAGAAGCAUAAUCGUUUCAGCACCAAAUGCCAAAGAACUUGUUCAGAAGCUUGAGGAAUAUGUACCUGUUCAUGAUGGGGUGAUAGCAAAGGCAAAGUGGGAAGUUGGGCAACAGCAACAGCAGCCACAAGUGGGGCUCAGUGCUAUACAAAUAUGAAGACUGCUGAAACAGCCCUCUAAAUAUAUAUAUAUAUAUGAGACGUUAUAUAUAUAAAAAAAGGGUUUAUAUAAUACUCUUUUGCUUUUGAUAUGAUUUUAGGGUCUCACAUCAAUCAUUCCUUAACCAAUAUGGUAUGCUCGAAAAUUUUGAAAUAGACCAAACAAGAAACUCCCACUCUCUUUUUCUAUAUAUUUUCUCACUUUUUCUUUUUUUUGGCUUAUAAUUUGUAGUUUGGUCGUAUUUAUUUAUGGCUUACUUAGCUUGUAUUUUGAUGUCUCUAUGUACAAAAAUAUUGUAUAUUUAGGGUUUAGGGAGGAUUUGUAUUAAACAUUUUAAUGUCUACGUUCAAAAUACCUCAAUCCAUCAAACGUUUGGGAA
This is a messenger RNA of Cucumis melo (muskmelon), 1251 nucleotides long. Its product is annotated as cytokinin riboside 5'-monophosphate phosphoribohydrolase LOG5-like. The coding region runs from base 205 to 870 and encodes 221 amino acids. Gene Ontology annotation, molecular function: hydrolase activity, hydrolyzing N-glycosyl compounds. The record is from RefSeq and is a predicted model, not a curated record. Gene Ontology annotation, biological process: cytokinin biosynthetic process. The transcript is spliced from 7 exons. NCBI's taxonomy places the organism in Eukaryota, Viridiplantae, Streptophyta, Magnoliopsida, Cucurbitales, Cucurbitaceae. Gene Ontology annotation, cellular component: cytosol; nucleus.